Salvia hispanica is the source of this 797-nucleotide messenger RNA. RefSeq lists its product as uncharacterized. The record is from RefSeq and is a predicted model, not a curated record. Gene Ontology annotation, molecular function: DNA binding. Lineage: Eukaryota; Viridiplantae; Streptophyta; Magnoliopsida; Lamiales; Lamiaceae.
CUUAAGAGUGGAGAGCUAGAGAUCUGGAUUUGAAGUAGAAGUAGAGAGCUGGAUUUGAAGAGUUCUUCAAAGAGUAAAACGUCGAUGGAGGGGAAGAAUCCGGCUUUCUACAAGAUCUUGAUGGAGCUCUCUUCCCAUCUCAGAUUGCCUCAAGGCUUCAUGCAAAAGUAUGGCAAAAUGUUGCCAAAACAAGUUGAGCUGAGGAUUUGUAACAAUACAUGGAAUGUGAGGGUGAAGAAACGGAGUCUAGAAGCAGAGGAUCACUACUUCUUCGAAAAGGGAUGGACCAAAUUCUGUGAAGACGCGCGUCUUGAAAUCUUCGAGCUGCUCUUCUUUUCUUACGUGGAUAAGUCCACCUUCGUGGUGACGGUGUAUGGAGUCACUGCUUUUGAGAAGACCAUCUUCAGUCCUCCACGCUGCAUUAUUGUGCUCAAGGACUACCGCUGCUACAAAGUUCAUGUUCCUAAGAAGUUUGCUGUGGCUUGUCGCUUGUUCGACAAGAAUGAGAUACCGUUAGAGUACGUGGGCGGAUACACUUCAUCAGUGGCGUUGACUAUGUGGCAGGGGCGGAUAGCUUUCGGGGCGGGUUGGUCCGCAUUCCUCAAAGCAACCCGGCUCUCAUCCGACCUUGCUCUUAGUGGUUCUAGAAAAACCCUCUGUUUCGAGUUCGAUCCCAUGAAGAAUCUGAUCAAGGUUCAGCCACUCCGCAAUUGAAUUCGAGUUGUAAUAGUUUUGAGUUUGAAUUGUACUUACAAACUAACGCUAGUAUUUCUGUGUGUGGUGAUUGCGACUGUGUC